UCCAGGUAUCCUCAUUUGGGAAGGAAUGCUGAAAACUCUUACUGAGCCAGAAGAAAUCUUAUCUAUGUUAACAGAACAUAGAGUUGGUAUCUUUAUCUAAUGCAAGCAGUAAACUUGCAAAGAGAUAACAGUUUGCAUAAAAAUGUAAAGAAUGCUGAAAAUGUUGCAAGACCUGAUGUGGCAAUCACCGAAAUGAAUAUGUAUUAGAGUAGGUUGCAUCCCUUUUGAAUAUGUAACAGAUUGAGCAACACUUUAAGGAUAAAUGGGGAACGCGAUGUGACGGUCUUUGGAACCAGAUUUGGGUGUGCAUACCCCUGGUUCCCGGGGCCUCGAAAUAAAGCACCACAUAUAACCUUCUUCGUUAUGGUUAUGUGUUUGUCUCUACGCUAACAGUUUUGGCAACCCAGGUGGGACCUCGCGGGCAUUGCUGAGGCGGCUCGCAUCGAUCCCGCUCUGGCCGGCACCGAGUAAUUCUCGGGGAGCCAUCGACCGCAACCGACCUCUGCUGCCCCCGACGGACCGAGGAUUAUAUUGAUAGUAGGAAAUUCUUCGCUUUUGAAUGGGAGAACACGCACAAUGGACGAAAAAUGCAGUUGACAUGGACAAGGCUUCCACAAGGAUUCAAGAACAGUCCAACACUUUUUGGGAACCAGCUGGCAAAAGAAUUGGAAUCAUGGACAAUGCAGGAGAAAGUUCAGCAGCCUUCUUAGGAGCACCUGUGGAAGAUGGCCCUUUGGAACAUGAUUGUGUGGAAGUUAUCGAACACACUCAUGCAACAAGGGCUGACCUGAAGGACACCCCACUUGAACAGCCUGAUCAAGAACUUUUUACAGAUGGAAGUAGUCAUGUAGAAAACGGGACACGAUAUGCCGGGUAUGCGGUAACCACACAAAAAGGGGUAAUAAAAGCAGAGGCUCUUCCUGUAGGAACUUCAGCACAGCGAGCAGAAAUAGUAGCUCUCACGAGAGCCUUGGAAUUGAGCAGGGAUCAGCGAGUAAAUAUAUGGACAGACUCAAAAUAUGCAUUUGGAGUGGUUCAUAUACAUGGAGCACUAUGGAAAGAACAAGGACUCCUAUCUUCGCAAGGUACGAACAUAAAAUACCAAAAAGAAAUUCUGAAUUUGAUAACUGCUGUACAGUUACCCAAACAGGUGGCGAUCAUGCACUGUAAAGCACAUCAAGGAGGAGAUUCCAAAAUAGCUGAAGGAAACACGUUAGCGGACCGGACAGCUCAACAGAUUGCACGACAGGUAUCAAAUAUGAUGGCCUUAAUACCCACGAAGAACUUUGACGCAGCUGAGGAGUACUCUGGUUUGGAAUCGACCCUUUUCAUUGGAACACCCAGUGCACAAUAUCAAUCCAGGAGACCAGGUUUACGUCCGUGACUGGGUUGAGGAACCACUGAGAGAACAGUGGAACGGACCAUACCUGGUGCUGCUAACUACCUUUACCGCAGUUAAAGUGAAGGGAAUUGAUUCCUGGAUUCACUACACACGGGUAAAGAAGGUUCCCGGAGAGUGGCAAGCAGAAGUAACUGGACCUACAAAGCUGAAACUUACAUACCAGAAGGAUGUCUAAUUACGUCUAUGGGACAAUCAUAAUAAUAUGGUUUCUGAUGAAUAUGACUUUUUCCACAGGCACCCACCGGAAGAAUAGAAAUGUGAGAUAUCAUCCAGAACAAAAUGCCAUUCUGUCUUGCACGGUUUGAAAUCAGAAAGUGGAAGUAACAUCGGGAAAAGGAAUCCAAUUCGACAUUAACAAAGGAUUGGAAAAGAUAAUAGUAUCCCAUAGAAAAAGGCGAGAUAUAGAGCCCACUCCAACACCACAGGUAAUACACCUCCCCUCAAGGGACCCCGAGGAAAACCUAAUAAUAGGCUUAAUUAAGGAUUUUGCAGGAAUACAGAAUACCAGUAAAAUUACUGCUUGCCUUCCAGUUCCUAAGGCAGCGGGGGAACCUAUAAACUGGGGAAUAAUAACUUUCCCUCUGCCGACAUCACAGGGAAAUAAGACUGAGUGCAAACAAAUAACCAUAGAAAAGGAACGGCAGGUCAGGGUGAAAGGGGAAUGGCUGCCAGAACAGAUUUGUAACCAGCUCGCAAACUCCACCUUCAUUACUAAGAAUUCAGGAGGAGAAUUUGGGGUAUGUACGUAUGAUAGAAUUAUCACAAAAACAGAGACACAAUGGGAAUGCCAAGAAAGACAAAAACAAUUAGAAUGGGAAACCAUUUGGUCAACUAAUAUCUUGCAAAAAUUCCACUAUGGUGGUAACACUUCGUGGUGUAUCAAAUGGGAGGGAAAGCAGGACGCAACAAUUCCAACCGAAACCCUUUUGGCCAAUAAUGGAGUUAGUCGAGAAGUGAUACAAAACGUACCUUGGUGGAAUUGUUCUGAAAUAUGGGACUGUGAUUCAAACCCAGAUGAAAUAACAAUACCCCCCGUAAGAGUGGCUUUAAAGGCUGGGUGCGCCUGCCGGGGAUACAAAAGUGGAGGACAGAUGAUCCCCUAUCAUAAACCAGAUUGUAAGUAUUCAACUAUUAAGAGUAUGGGAAAUUUUGUAUGGGCCAAUAGUGAUGGAACGUGGACUACCCAUUUACCAGUUACGGGGAAGGUUAAAGAAAUCACAUUAGGCUUACCCACCUUAUGCCCAAUUUGGAAACGUUCCCCCUUUAAAGGGAAACUGGAAACUCUACAAAUCAACAGAAUCAAAAGAGAUAUAAAGGAAGAUGAUACAUGGCAGAAGCCCUCUACAGGAGUGAAGGUAGGAUGGGCCCUUGAAUCUCUCUUUGCUGCUCCAGUAGCUACUUACCGAAAUAGAGACAUGAUUUACAAAUUAAUAGGGCAGACUGAAGGGUUAGCUAGAGUUACUAAAAAGGGGUUCAGAGAUUUGAAUAUGCAGCUCAAAGCAACGACAAAAAUGACUUUGCAGAACAGAAGGGCAUUAGAUAUCUUAUUAUUGAAAGAACAUGGCGUUUGCGGAUAUUUAAAGGAUCGAGUUGAUCACUGCUGUGUGCAUAUACCGAAUGUAACCAUGGAUAUAGAAUAUGACAUAUCUCAACUCAAGAGAAUUGAACAAGAAGCUGAAGAAGAAAGAAAAGAGAUCGGCCAUAAUUGGAUAGGAGAAUUAUUUAAUGGAUUGGGGAUUCAUUUAGGCGGGUGGCUACAAUCGCUUUUAGAAACUAUUUGCACACUCUUGUUAGUAUUCCUGGUCAUCUACCUAGUAUACUUGUGUAUCCGUCAAGAAAUCACCUGUAACACUAGCUGGACGCAUAAGAUUAUAGGAGCAGUAACCCGGGAAUACCCACGACGCCUGACCCCGCCACCGAAGUACUACGAGACUACGAGAAUGGAGAACUAAGGUGAAAAACUGAAAAAUGGAAAUACCUUCUUAAUGAAAGAAAGUAUUUCCAAAGGGGGUAAAUGUUGGAAAACUCUAGUUUGUCUUACUAAAAUGUAGUCGAAUAACUAAUAGUUCUAACAAUUCUAUUAAAUAUAGUUAAAAACUAACUACUCCGUUGAAAUUUCGCUUGCUCCAGAGUAUAGUCUCCAGGUAUCCUCAUUUGGGAAGGAAUGCUGAAAACUCUUACUGAGCCAGAAGAAAUCUUAUCUAUGUUAACAGAACAUAGAGUUGGUAUCUUUAUCUAAUGCAAGCAGUAAACUUGCAAAGAGAUAACAGUUUGCAUAAAAAUGUAAAGAAUGCUGAAAAUGUUGCAAGACCUGAUGUGGCAAUCACCGAAAUGAAUAUGUAUUAGAGUAGGUUGCAUCCCUUUUGAAUAUGUAACAGAUUGAGCAACACUUUAAGGAUAAAUGGGGAACGCGAUGUGACGGUCUUUGGAACCAGAUUUGGGUGUGCAUACCCCUGGUUCCCGGGGCCUCGAAAUAAAGCACCACAUAUAACCUUCUUCGUAUGGUUAUGUGUUUGUCUCUACGCUAACACGGCCACAGACCUUGGAUAAGCUAAAAACAAGAACUCCCCUCAAGAAAAGAAGAACAAGGAGUAACAUCUAUGUGGGUUAUGUGCAAUGGCAUAGCAACCACCUAGAUAGGAGGAAACAUUGUUCCUGUCUAAAGAAGCUAAUGACCUGCAAAAAGAGUAGAUAUCUGUAGCUAUGCAGCAAUGCCAAAUAUUAGCUCAUACAGCAAUGGACUAUAACCAAUCAGCGUGAAACGUGUCGCUUGUAAGUCACUUAUAACUAGUAUAGAUAUAUGUUAAGAAUACAAUAAAAUUGACAGC
Cuculus canorus (common cuckoo) is the source of this 4230-nucleotide messenger RNA. RefSeq lists its product as uncharacterized. Bases 560 to 1384 code for a protein of 274 amino acids. Gene Ontology annotation, molecular function: RNA stem-loop binding; RNA-DNA hybrid ribonuclease activity. NCBI's taxonomy places the organism in Eukaryota, Metazoa, Chordata, Aves, Cuculiformes, Cuculidae. The record is from RefSeq and is a predicted model, not a curated record. The transcript is spliced from 3 exons.